Belonocnema kinseyi is the source of this 856-nucleotide messenger RNA. RefSeq names its product heat shock protein 68-like. The transcript has 2 exons. NCBI's taxonomy places the organism in Eukaryota, Metazoa, Arthropoda, Insecta, Hymenoptera, Cynipidae. The record is from RefSeq and is a predicted model, not a curated record. Gene Ontology annotation, cellular component: cytoplasm. Gene Ontology annotation, molecular function: ATP-dependent protein folding chaperone; heat shock protein binding; misfolded protein binding. The annotation marks the transcript as partial. Gene Ontology annotation, biological process: cellular response to unfolded protein; protein refolding.
UAAAACUGGUGCUCGCGCCAGGAGCCGGCAGUACAUGAAAAGCAAUCAAACGAGUUAUACGAGUGAAGUUUAAGAAGCGAACGAAUACGAAACAACAAAAACAACAAACAUGCCAGCAAUUGGAAUAGAUUUGGGAACCACCUACUCCUGCGUGGGAGUGUGGCAGCAGGGAAAGGUGGAGAUCAUCGCCAACGACCAGGGCAACAGAACAACACCUAGCUAUGUUGCCUUUACGGACACGGAACGUCUGAUCGGCGAUGCCGCCAAAAACCAGGUGGCGAUGAACCCGGCCAACACCGUCUUCGACGCCAAAAGGUUAAUUGGACGCAAGUUUGACGACCCCAAGAUCCAGAGCGACAUCAAACACUGGCCAUUCAAAGUCGUCAACGAAGCAGGCAAACCUAAGAUCCAGGUUGAGUUCCGCGGUGAGAUGAAGAGGUUCAAUCCGGAGGAGAUCAGUUCGAUGGUCCUGACGAAGAUGAAGGAAACAGCAGAGGCGUAUCUGGGAGGAAGUGUGCGAGACGCGGUCAUAACAGUGCCCGCCUAUUUCAACGACUCGCAGCGACAGGCGACCAAAGAUGCGGGCGCGAUCGCCGGAAUAAACGUCCUCAGAAUCAUCAACGAACCCACCGCCGCGGCUCUCGCCUACGGCCUCGACAAGAAUCUCAAGGGCGAGAAGAACGUCCUCAUCUUCGAUCUGGGCGGCGGAACCUUCGACGUGUCCAUCCUCUCCAUCGACGAAGGCUCGCUCUUCGAAGUCAAGUCCACUGCCGGGGACACGCACCUCGGCGGCGAAGACUUCGACUCGCGACUGGUGGACCAUCUCUGUCGGGAGUUUGAGCGCAAGUAUCGCAAG